Raphanus sativus (radish) is the source of this 554-nucleotide messenger RNA. RefSeq lists its product as uncharacterized. Bases 87 to 341 code for a protein of 84 amino acids. The transcript has 2 exons. Lineage: Eukaryota; Viridiplantae; Streptophyta; Magnoliopsida; Brassicales; Brassicaceae. Gene Ontology annotation, molecular function: serine-type endopeptidase inhibitor activity. The record is from RefSeq and is a predicted model, not a curated record.
UUGCAAAAGUUUGUGGUCGAGCUAAAUAAUUCAUUUUUCUACGCUUCUAUAUAUAAGCUCUAUGAGAAAAAAUAAUUAGAAUCCCAAUGGAAAGCAUGGCUACAUUCAAGAUUUGGCUGAUGUCUCUCAUGAUCACAGGAGCGAUUCUAGCAGGAGUUGUCCCUGGAGUUACUAUAACAAAGACAGUGAAUGCUUGUCCUCUCUAUUGCUUGCAAGUAGAGUACAUGACAUGUGCUUCCUCUGGGGACGAGAAGCUGCCUCCGAGAUGCAACUGCUGUCUUGCUCCCAAAAACUGUACUCUCCAUCUCUCUGGUUCAACUUCUAUCCAUUGUACCAAAUGAUUUUAGAAACAAGUGUGAAGGCCUGAUGGAAAUCCCAUCCACUCAUCCCAGUGUUCUGUUUCAUAUGUUCUGUAAUCUCCUCUUCUUCUUCUUGCUUUUUUCUCUAUCUUUUGCAUCAAAUACUGAUAUGUAAUUUUAGUCAAAAAAAAAAAUACUGAUAUGUAAUGGAUAUAAAAAGCGCUUGUGAGUAUCUAUUGUAAGUUUUGGUUGUUA